AGUGCUCAAUGUUAAAGUCGGAUCUAAAGAAAGGUAUGCUAGAAAUAAAAAAAAUAACAAUAGCCUCAUGAAAUUAAACUCUGAUGAGUCUUUUAUAGUGGAGUUGACAACCUACUUAUUUUGCCACUUUUCAAUUUCUGCUUACCAUAUGAUUCAUGACUCAGAAAAAUAAAAUUAAAUUGUAACUCUGCUAAUCAAACUAUAAAUUACACUUAUGUAUAUGUUAGAUCGAAUUUAUUUCGGAAGUUCGAGGAGAAGUAAAUAAUAUUCAGAAGCAUGGUUGUCAUGCCGGUGGCAUGCCACCCGGUUGAACCUGGUUCAACCUGUGCUGGUCAUGAAACCGGCAUGACAUCACCGGUAUGACCGAUUUACUUAUUCUAAGUAAAAUGACAUCAUUUUAAUGAAUUUAAUGAAUACAAAAAUUAAUUUAUUAUUCAUUUUAUGAAUGUAAUAGUUAAAAGUUGAUGAUAUUUGUUGGGUUGUAACUCAAUUGUCCACAAAUAUGUUUAAAUACAUUGGAUAUUAAUUGUUUUCACAUUUUUUUAAACCGGCAUGAACAGACACAAACUGGUUAUACCACCGGUCGUACCAUUCCACUUGCCAAACCGGCACAACGGUAUAAACCAGUUUGACAACCUUAUCAGAAGGAAAUAAAUUAUUUAAGGGUCAUCGCCCAGAUAUUAUCGAUCUAGCCGGUUCCGGGUUGGGAACCUGGGGGCGCUCCUCCAACGUCUCUGUUCUCCACAAGUCUCAUUACCUGCAUCCAUGCAAUUGAUAUCACACACAUCAAUGUCGUUGAAGCUAAAUAAAGACAUGGUGGGAGAGUGCUUAAAUAUACAAUGUAAAUUAAUAAACUGGGUUCGAUUCAUACUUCCGUAUAAUUAGCCUGGUUUAAAGAUGAAUAUGAUCCGCCCACGGAUUCAAGAUUUUCUCCUAUUGUUGAUGGUUGAUUAGAGAAGCCGAUCAUUCUCUGAGUCGAGAUCGGAUGCUUCAUUAGCAAGAUAUUAUUCUCUUCAAGUUAAACUCGCACAGAUUUAUUUUUGGAUUUUUUGACAAAACGCCUCCUGCUAAUUAAGAUUGAUGGACACUUAUAUACAAGGGUCCUUACCCUGUACGCUCAAUGAGGUACUUGAAUUUUACCAUAAUGAUCCUCCUCUCAAUACAAGAAUCACGAGUUUCAUGUCUUCUCCUUCGUGAUUAUCUAUAUAUGCCAGAUACCUUAUAUCGACGUUCUCUUCAACACAGGGAUUUACCUGCAGAUGCAAAUCUGCUUUAGAUCCGCCAGACAAAUGCAGAUAUCAAAUCAUGAGGUCACAAAAUGAGGGUUCAUCAAACUAAUAAUGUUCACCACCUGGAUUCGAACUCCCACACCAUACUCUGACAUCCCUUGUUAAUCACGAAUGCUCAAGUCCGCACAUAUUUAAUUUUGGAUUCUUUCCCAAAAAGUCUCUUCCUAUCUAUUCUCUAUAGCAAUGGAGGUUUUUUCGCGUUUGAUUGAUCAAUCAGCUGCUAGGGGUUUGUGCCCAUAUCAUCCUAUGUGUAAGGGCAUACAGUUAACCCAUUUAUGCUUUGCGGAUGACCUUUUGGUCUUCUCGGAUGGCUCAAAUUUUGGAAUUCAAGAUUUGCAGAGAAUUCUAGCUCAAUUUAAGAAGGUUUCUGGCCUGAAAUCAAACCCUAGCAAGUGUGAAGUCUUCUUUGGCGGACUUGAAACAGUUGAGAGACAAGUUAGAGCUGCCAGAUAUGGAUAUCAACUAGGUGAAUUUCUUGUCCGAUACCUAGGGGUUCCUCUGAUUUCAGGGAAACUCAGUCUGGCUGCUUGUCAACCUCUCAUUGACAAAAUGGUUGCUAAAGUUAAAAGUUGGCAGGCUAAAGCUCUCUCGUAUGAAGGCAACAUUGAGCUAGUUGGGAAAGUCUUUUACAGCCUAACUCAAUUCUGGAUGUCAGUUUUUCUAUUACCUAAAUCUGUUAUUAAGGAGGUGGAAAGAAUCUGUAGCAACUUCAUAUGGGGAGUUGGAGAGGGAUUGAAGCUCAGAGCUAAUGUGGUGUGGCAGAAGCUUACUUACCCGAAAAAAGGAGGCCUUGGGUUUAGGGAUCUGUGGAGUUGGAACCAGGCCUGCAUGACUAGGCAUAUAUGGCUGAACUCCUAAAAGAAGGCUCACUUUGGGUUGCUUGGAUAAACAGGUACAAGCUGAAGGGCAAAGAUUUUUGGAGAUACACUUGCACAUCUGGGUCCUGGAACUGGCACAAGUUACUGAAGUUGAGGGAGAAAGUUGAAGCUCUCAUUUCAAUCAGGGGGGGCUUCUUCUCAUGAACAAAGCCCAAUGCCUUCAUACUCUAUCAAGCGGGUUUGGUAUCUUCUACGACAUGUUCAUCAGACUGUAGACUGGUGGAAACUUGUUUGGAAAGGCAAGGCUAUUCCUCAAAACCGUGUUAUCACCUGGCUUGUUAUAAGAGGUAGCAUAAACACAAAGGUUAAGAUGCAAAAGUGGGGAUUUGGGGGAAAUAUGGCAUGUUGUCUGUGUGAUGCAGGGGUUGAAGACAGAGAUCAUAUCUAUGUCCAUUGUCUGUUCUCUAGACAGAUUUUUUAGUCUCUUUUUUGCAGAUUUAUGCAGAUCCCUACGUCACAGGGAUGAGAAGACGAACUUAUUCUGAUGAUUUCAAAGGUUGGUAUCAUGACAGAGGCUGCUGAAACAGGGAGGAUCAUCUGGCAGGCAUGGGUGAGCCAUAUUUGGAGGGAAAGAUGUCAUCGCUUGUACUCAGCUGAGAAUCGAGAUUGUUGCACACUGUUGAAGACAAUUAAAGCUGAAGUUGAAUGUGUGCUGAGUUAUCAACGAGUUAGUCCAUUCUGGGUCGUGUAAAUUUUUACUUUCUGUGUCAGUAGCUCUUGAGUAGAACUGUAACUUGACAGAUUGUCACUAGCCUCGUGGUUGGAAUCUCACCUAGCUAACAAGGUUGUAGCUAGCACCCCCUUUUUUUAUGAAUAAGAACCCACCGAUUCAUAAAAAAAGGGUUAAUAUUUUCGUAUGGCCUGAACUUUGACCAAAAUAAACAUCCUUGCCAAUCUUUUCGAUCUAUAACAUCCUGGCCCGAACUAUACACCAAAAUAAACAAUUUGGCCAAAUCCGAUGUUUGACCGUUAACUUGGACGGUCAAACGCGUUGACUAACAAUCAACGCGCCACGUCACUGCCAAGUCAGAAGAUCUGAUAAAUAUUUAAUUUUUUCGUUUUUUAUUUUUGGUUUAACUAAGGUAUUAGAUGAUUUUUUUUAAUUUAUAAUAAUUUAAAAUUAGGGAAUGUGUGGAAAUUGUGAAUUAUUUUAAAUAUUUAUGCUGACUUGGCAGUGAAAUGGCGCGUUGACUAUCAAAGUUAACGGUCAAAAGUCGGAUCUGGCCAAAUUGUUUAUUUUGGUGUAUAGUUUGGGCCAAGAUGUUAUAAAUCGAAAAGAUUGGCCAGGAUGUUUAUUUUGGUCAAAGUUCAGGCCAUACGAAAUAAAAUAAAAAUUCUCUUCCUAAUAUAGUUUGGAUAACACUUAUAUACAAGAUUCAUUGUCAUUGUUUGUGUUGAUGUGAAUUGUGAUAUUUGGAUUGUAAGAUAACACUCCAUAUUAUAAAUGGCUCUAUCAGAC
Messenger RNA from Linum trigynum, 3626 nucleotides. The record is from the annotation of a GenBank genome assembly. Lineage: Eukaryota; Viridiplantae; Streptophyta; Magnoliopsida; Malpighiales; Linaceae.